AGUACUCACUCAAACUAGCUAAACCGUCUUCUUCCCCGCCAUGAAGCUCUUCACCUCUGCAAUUCAAUGGCUGCUCCCUCUUCUACUCCUCUUCGUCUCCUCGACAACCUGCGGCGGCCUGUCCAAAACAACGCCGCCGCCGCAGCACAAAAUUCCUAGGCUCACCCCACUCUACGAGUCCAUCCUACAACGCUCCUCUUCCAAACAUUCUCCUAAGACUAAUUCUCUUCCUUCCCACUUCAAAACCUUUUACUACACACAAACGUUGGAUCACUUCAAUUACGGACCUCAAAGCUACGCCACCUUCAAACAGAGAUACAUAGUGAGCUCCAAGUACUGGGGCGGCGCCAAAUCCAACUCCCCUAUCUUCGCCUGGCUCGGCGCUGAAUCCCCCAUCGACGAUGAUCCCAAAUUUGUCGGAUUUCUCACCGACAAUGCUCCCCGCUUUAAAGCUCUUCUUGUCUACAUAGAGCAUAGGUACUAUGGGAAGUCAAUUCCAUUUGGAACUAUGGAAGAAGCCAUGAAUAAUGAGACAACUCGUGGAUAUUUUAACUCGGCUCAAGCUCUAGCAGAUUACGCAGAGGUGCUCUUAUACUUGAAGAAGAAAUACUCAGCUCAACAUUCUCCCAUCAUUGUUUUCGGAGGGUCAUAUGGAGGAAUGCUUGCUUCAUGGUUUCGGUUGAAGUAUCCGCAUGUGGCUCUGGGUGCCUUAGCUUCCUCAGCUCCCAUUCUCUACUUUGACAAUAUCACACCAGAAAAUGGAUACUAUUCUCUAGUGACAAAAGACUUUAAAGAGGUUAGUGAGAAUUGUUAUCAAACUAUACGAAAAUCAUGGUCCGUCAUUGACAAAAUUGCUUCCAAGCCAAACGGUCUCUCCAUUCUCAGUAAAAAGUUCAAGAUUUGCAAGGGAUUAAAAUCGUCCGGUGAGCUAAAGGAUUACUUGGAUUCGACGUAUUGUACCGCCGCUCAAUAUGACCAGCCGCCGAAGUACCCGGUGACGGAGGUGUGCGGCGGCAUAGACGGCGCGCCAAAAGGGGCUGAUAUUCUUGACAGGAUACAUGCCGGCGUCGUCGGGCUUGAAGGAAACCAGACUUGCUACGAUCCUCAUGUUUACAAUCCCCCCACCAGUGAAACAAUGAUCGGAUGGAGAUGGCAAACUUGCAGUGAAAUGGCAAUGCCGAUAGGGCGUGGCGCUAGAGACACCAUGUUCUUUCCAGCUCCUUUCAGCAUGCAGCAAUUCUCCCAGGACUGCGAUGAUUACUAUGGAGUUCCUCCCCGACCACAUUGGAUCACAACCUAUUAUGGCGGACACGACAUUAAAUUAGUUCUGCACAAGUUCGGCAGCAACAUCAUUUUCUCCAACGGACUAAGAGACCCAUAUAGCAGCGCUGGGGUUUUGGAGGACAUAUCAGACAGUCUACUUGCUGUGUAUACCCGUAACGGUUCUCACUGUUUGGACUUAUACGGAGCAAGCAAAACGGAUCCGGACUGGUUAACUGAGCAACGGAAGAAGGAGGUUGACAUCAUGCAAAGUUGGAUAACAAAGUAUUACGUUGAACUUGAAGCCCUAAAAAGAUAGAAGACAACAUUAGUAACAUUAAGGAAGUAAUUAUAACUGUGAGCACUAUAGUAAUAGAUAUAAUGGCUUAUAAGUGUUGCCAUACACUCUUAGCAUCAUUGUAUCCACUUAGUUUGUGAUGGUUUCAUUGCAGCAAAUCAUGAUGUAAGCUUCCAACAAUCUCGUAUGAAUGGGGAAAAAGGAAUAAUAAUGUUUUUUUUUUACGUC
Ipomoea triloba (trilobed morning glory) is the source of this 1786-nucleotide messenger RNA. RefSeq names its product lysosomal Pro-X carboxypeptidase-like. Gene Ontology annotation, biological process: proteolysis. Gene Ontology annotation, molecular function: dipeptidyl-peptidase activity; serine-type exopeptidase activity. Lineage: Eukaryota; Viridiplantae; Streptophyta; Magnoliopsida; Solanales; Convolvulaceae. The record is from RefSeq and is a predicted model, not a curated record. The transcript has 9 exons. The coding region runs from base 41 to 1579 and encodes 512 amino acids.